Suncus etruscus (white-toothed pygmy shrew) is the source of this 3096-nucleotide messenger RNA. It is a transcript of the gene ZBTB49, whose product is annotated as zinc finger and BTB domain containing 49. NCBI's taxonomy places the organism in Eukaryota, Metazoa, Chordata, Mammalia, Eulipotyphla, Soricidae. Gene Ontology annotation, cellular component: nucleus. The record is from RefSeq and is a predicted model, not a curated record. Gene Ontology annotation, molecular function: DNA-binding transcription factor activity, RNA polymerase II-specific; protein binding; RNA polymerase II cis-regulatory region sequence-specific DNA binding. Gene Ontology annotation, biological process: regulation of transcription by RNA polymerase II.
AUGCAUCGCUUCCUCCCAUCCUCCCGGACUCCGGGCCUCCCGGGCGUUCCACCUGCAGCCCCGGAGCCCAUCACCUGCCGCCGGACCCGCCAACUGCCUCCACCGGCCGCCCCGGAGCACGUGGGGCGCAGCCACUCGCCCCGAGCCGAGCCUCCCGCCACUGCACCGCUGCCGGCAGCUGGCGCCCGAGGAGCCCCACUGCGUCCUGCGGGGCCGGCGGCGGAAGUGACGACACCGGAAGCGGGGUCGUGGACCCCGGCUGGGGCCCAGGAACAUGGCGGCCCUGCCCCGCGGGCGCCCCGCAGCGGCUCUCCGCAGGUAAAAGGGGGCGCCGGGCCGGGGACACGGGGGACCCCGAGCGCCGAGAGGGCCCGACGACGUGGAACGGGAGCGUGGCGAUGGCCGAUGGCCGCGGAGGCGGCCUUGUGGGGUCGGGGGGGACGGGACCGCCGGAAACGGGCUCCCCCGGUCGCGGAGGACCAGCUCGGGAGCAGAGCCCGGGCACGGGCGCGGGGCUCGGCUCCGGUUGCUCGGCGUUGCUGGAGCCGCCUUUGGCCCAUGCACAAGCCUGACGCACCCCGAGCCCCCCGAAAUGUGGUGUCCCCCAGGAUCGAGAUGGGCGCUGGGGCCCCGUCGCCGCCACCCCCCAGGACACCCCCGGGAGACCGAGAAGGAAGGGAGGAAGGGGCAGGGCAUACAGCAGCCACUCGCAGAGUGGAGGUGGAUGGUGUGGAAAGCACCUCAGCCACAGGGAUCCUCCGAGCGGCACCCUGUCAUGUCCUGUACUUGCAACCAAUGACCUUCAACUAUGACUUACAGACUCCCAGUUUUCUGUCUGGGUCAGGCCUGGUUCCUAUGCAUGGCCGAAUAUGGACCCUGCGGGCAGCACAUAGCUGCCACUUGCUUCAGCAGCUGCACGAGCAGCGGAUCCAAGGUCUGCUCUGCGACUGCACGCUCGUGGUGAAAGGCGUCUGCUUCAAGGCACACAAGAAUGUCCUGGCUGCCUUCAGCCAGUAUUUUAGGUCCUCUUCCAGGAAUUCUUCAGGCCAGAAGAAUGAAGUGUUCCACCUGGACAUCAAGAACGUCAGUGGCAUCGGGCAGAUCCUGGACUUUAUGUACACGUCCCAUCUCGAGCUGACCCCGGCCAACGUACAGAUCAUGCUGAGCAUUGCCCAGUGCCUGCAAGUGCCCAAUGUGCUAGGUCUGUGCCACACAUUCCUGAAGGCCACCCGCCACCGCCGAGCAGCCUCUCCGUCCUGCCUGCUAGGUAGCAGCGUGUUCCCCCCACAGGGCACUCUGACCCCCAGACCUCGGACUGCGUCUUUGGGGACACACUACCCUCCCUUGCUGCCAGCCUGCUCAGCCGAGGUGCAGCCUAACAAAGCUCCGGAUGACGCCCAUCCCCAUGGUCGCCGCCAGGGACGCAGCAUCCUUUCCCUGGAUGAAGUGUCCAAACAGGCCCCCUCUGCCUUGGACGGCAGCGGCCCAGAGCUGCCUUUCCAGCAACCCAACCGAUGUUCCAAGCUUCGUAGCUUUUACAGUAAGCAGCUAGCGUCAACCAGCCACCUGCCCUGGUGCCGCAGAGAGUCAGAGCCGGUGGCAACCAGCCCUGAGCACCUGCCCUCUGACAUCCUCAAUCCGGCCCUGGAGCUCGAGCACCCUGCCAAGCAGAUGCGACUCAAGAAGGCUCUUCACCUCAAGAAACUCAACUUCCUCAAGUCCCAGAGAGCUGCCGAGGCCGCUGUUCACCCCCACCCGGCCCAUGACACCUCAGUCGAGAAAGCUGGCAUGCCGAGCCCCCAGCAGGACGAGAGAGAAGGACUGGGAAACCCCGAGGGCUUUGGUGGCGAUCAAGAGACAUCGAGGCCCGAGGAACUGGGCCCCCGCGGAGACCAGUCCCCAGGCCUCCAGGAGCAGAGACUGUACGCGUGCGAGUUGUGCGGGAAACCUUUCAAGCACCCCAGCAACCUGAGCUGCACAGGCUGGUCGCACACAGGUGAGAAACCUUUUGAAUGUAACAUUUGUGGGAAACAUUUCUCUCAGGCAGGCAAUUUGCAGACCCACCUACGUCGCCAUUCUGGCGAGAAGCCCUACAUCUGCGAGAUCUGUGGCAAGAGGUUCGCAGCCUCGGGGGACGUUCAGCGACACAUCAUCAUCCACUCCGGAGAGAAGCCGCAUCUGUGUGACAUCUGUGGACGAGGCUUCAGCAACUUCAGCAACCUGAAGGAGCACAAGAAGACGCACACGGCCGAGAAGGUCUUCACGUGCGACGAGUGCGGCAAGUCCUUCAACAUGCAGCGGAAGCUGGUGAAGCACCGCGUGCGACACACGGGCCAGCGGCCCUACAGCUGCUCCGCCUGCGGGAAGUGCUUCGGGGGCUCAGGCGACCUGCGACGGCACUUGCGCACGCACACUGGGGAGAAGCCGUAUGUGUGUGACAUCUGUGACAAGUGCUUCACCCGCUCAGCGGUGCUGCGGCGCCACUGCAAGAUGCACUGUCAUGCCCCCUCCCGGGACACACCGGACCGGACAGCGCAGGCCCCUGAGGCCUCUGACCUCCACCAGCCAUCCGGCUCCCUGUCCCAGGACGUGGCCGAGGCCCUGCUGCCAGCUUCGGGGAAGUUGCCCAGCCCAGAGGCAGGGCCUGGGUUCCACGGGCACCCUGCUGCUGCUGCGGGCCCCUUUUGUAAGUUCCGCUCCCUGGAGCCUCUGCCUGCUGGGAACGAGCAGGAGAAACUCACUUUGGACCCCCAGAGGCUGGCAAAGGGCCCCCUGCCACCCGCACAGCCACCGGCCUAUGCCUACUCAGAUGCCAGCGCCACCCCUGGCAACGAACUGCCGGCCGAUGGCAUGGCCCUGAUCCGCUCGUCCCUGGCCACACUGGACAGCCAUGGGCCCGACUCCCUGGGAAGCCGGGGGACUACCACGGCCUACCGGAAUGCUGAGGGGCAGUUCUUCUCUAGCAUGACGCUCUGGGGGCUUGCCAUGAAGACACUGCAGAAUGAGGGCGAGCUGGAACAGUGACGGCAGCAGAACCCUGGAUGGGACGGUGACAACAUUGAGAUCCUAGCUGGGGAGUGAUGUUAGUGAGAUCCA